GAGGGGCCCCCUCGGGGUCCAGGGCAGCCCCCGGCUCCCCAAGGUGCCGCGGGUGAGCCUGGAGCGCCUGGAGCUGGACCUGGAGCUGGACCCCGCGCAGCCGCCCGUGUUCCGCAUCUUCCCGGGGCCCUCGGCCGAGGAGUUCAGCGUCAUCGUCAUCGAGCAGGGGACACCGGGGACGGCGGGGACGGCGGGGACGGCGGAGACAGCGGGGACACUGGGGACAGCGGGGACAGCGGAGACAGCAGGGACAGCGGAGACAGCAGGGACGGUGGAGCUACACGGAGCCUUCCCUGUCAAGGAGGAGCAGCAGGAGUCGCCCAUUGGGGACACCGGGGACACCGGGGACACCAAACCCGUGGCGCUGCUGCCGCUUCCCCUGGCGGAGCCGGGCCCCGUCCCGGGCUCCUCCCCCGGCCCGGGGCUCCCGGUGGUCCCGGAGGGGCUCCCGGUGGUCCCGGCCAUCCCGGGGGUCUCGUGCUGCCGCGUGUGCGGCCAGGCCGGGGCCGUGGUGAUGUGUGACCGCUGCCAGCGCUGCUUCCACCUGCACUGCCACCUGCCCGCCCUGCAGGACGUGCCCAGCCCCGAGUGGACGUGUUUGCUGUGCCAGGAGCUGUCCCCGCCCAGCCCGGCUGCGGAGCGCGGCCCCGCGCACAAACUGAGCCCCCAGGACCAGCAGAGGUGCGAGUUCGUCCUGCUGGAGCUGCUGUGCCACGAGCCCUGCCGGCCCCUGCAGCGCCUCUCCAGCUCCCCGGACGGCCGCGACGCCAUCGACCUGACGCUGAUGCGGGCGCGGCUGCAGGAGAAGCUGAGCCCGCGCUACCGCAGCCCCGAGGAGUUCGCCCGCGACGGCUGGCGCCUGCUCCGGCAGUUCCACCGCCUCACCGAGGACAAGGCGGACGUCCAGUCCAUCCUGGAGCUGCAGCGCUUCCUCGAGAGCCGCCUCAGCGCCGUCUUCGGGGACCUGAAGUUCUCGUGGCUCCUGGCGGAUCCCGAGGAACCCCUGGAGCUGUCGCCGGGGUCCUGAUCCCUCCUCCUGGGGGGCUGGAACCCCUCCCGUGACCCCGAUUUCCCCGUCCCUGCCGUCCCGGCUCCCCCCCUCACGGUUCUGGUUUCCCCCCCGGAUCCUGCCCCAGAGCCUCCCAGGACACGGGGACGUCCCUGUUCCCUGUUCCCGGGGUCACGUGGGAAAAUAAAACCCUGGCUCGUC
Molecule: messenger RNA, 1210 nt
Organism: Hirundo rustica (Barn swallow)
Lineage: Eukaryota; Metazoa; Chordata; Aves; Passeriformes; Hirundinidae
Product: transcription intermediary factor 1-beta-like
Exons: 6
Molecular function (GO): protein binding; transcription corepressor activity
Source: RefSeq, a predicted model, not a curated record